Messenger RNA from Cynocephalus volans (Philippine flying lemur), 2997 nucleotides. It is a transcript of the gene CCDC120, whose product is annotated as coiled-coil domain containing 120. The record is from RefSeq and is a predicted model, not a curated record. Lineage: Eukaryota; Metazoa; Chordata; Mammalia; Dermoptera; Cynocephalidae. The coding region runs from base 1 to 2091 and encodes 696 amino acids. The transcript is spliced from 10 exons.
AUGGGAAGGGAACCAAGGUAUCAGGGCCAAGUGGGUCCAGACGUCGACACAGAUUCUAUGAGGGCCUUGUCCAGCCAUCAGCCACUGCCUCUCAACAGCACCAGGAUGGAAGUCAAAGGUCAGCUGAUCAGCUCUCCUACCUUCAGUGCCCCAGCUGCCCUAUUUGGAGAGGCUGCCCCCCAGGUGAAGUCAGAGCGUCUUCGGGGGCUGCUUGACCGGCAGCGGGCCCUGCAGGAGGCCCUGAGCCUGAAACUCCAGGAGCUCCGCAAAGUGUGUCUCCAGGAGGCGGAGCUGACUGGCCACCUGCCCCCUGAGUGUCCACUGGAACCUGGAGAACGGCCCCAGUUGGUCCGCCGGCGGCUCCCGGCAGCCCGUGCCUACCCUCCACCACAUCCCAACCCAGCGCACCACUCCUUGUGCCCUGCUGAGGAACUGGCUCUUGAGGCCUUGGAGCGCGAGGUGUCCGUGCAGCAGCAGAUCACAGCAGCUGCCCGCCGCCUGGCCCUGGCCCCUGAGCUGAGCGCCGAGCAGCGCCGGCGCCGGCGCCAGGUCCAGGCAGAUGCACUGCGGAGGCUGCAUGAGCUGGAGGAGCAACUUAGGGACAUCCGGGCCCGCCUUGGCCUCCCGGUGCUCCCGCCACCCCAGCCAUUGCCACUGUCCACGGGGGCAGUUCUCUCCGCCCAGGGAGUGUGCCUGGGCACGCGCCUAGCUCAGCUCAGCCAAGAGGAUGUUGUUCUGCACUCGGAGAGCAGCUCCCUCUCAGAGUCUGGGGCCAGCCAUGAUAAUGAGGAGCCCCGUGCCUGCUUCUCUGUGGCCGAGCGCCCCUCACCACCCAAGGCCUGGGACCAGCUUCGGGCAGUGUCUGGAGGAAGCCCUGAGCGGCGAACGCCAUGGAAACCACCCCCGUCAGAUCUUUAUGGGGACCUGAAGAGCCGGCGGAACUCAGUGGCCAGCCCUACCAGCCCCACACGCUCGCUGCCCAGGAGUGCCUCCAGUUUUGAGGGGCGAAGUGUGCCUGCUACCCCUGUCCUCGCCCGGGGCACUGGCCCCCAGCUCUGCAAACCCGAAGGCCUGCACUCUCGCCAGUGGUCCGGCAGCCAGGACUCCCAGAUGGGCUUCCCCCGGGCGGACCCUGCCUCCGAUCGCGCCUCCCUCUUCGCAGCUCGCACCCGCCGCAGCAACAGCUCGGAGGCCCUGCUGGUAGACCGGGCAGCUGGUGGAGGAGCCGGCUCUCCACCUACCCCUCUGGCUCCCCCUGCUGCCGGCCCCCCAGUUUGCAAGAGCAGUGAGGUGCUGUAUGAACGCCCCCAACCAACCCCUGCCUUCUCCUCCCGCACAACCGGUCCCCCAGACCCUCCCCGAGCUGCCCGGCCUAGCUCAGCUGCCCCUGCCUCCCGGGGAGCCCCCCGGCUCCCUCCUGUGUGUGGGGACUUCCUCUUGGACUAUUCCCUGGACCGGGGCCUGCCCCGAGGUAGCGGCGGGGCAGGCUGGGGGGAGCUGCUGCCUACACCUGAGGUCCCAGGACCCCUCACCCGCCGGGAUGGGCUCCUCACCAUGCUCCCUGGCCCACCACCUGUGUACACAGCUGACGGCAGCAGCCCCCUCCUCCGCAGCAAGGACCCCCACACCCGGGGCACCCGCAUCAAGCCCUGUGGCCUGCCCCCAGAUGCUGCUGAGGGUCCAGAGGUGCAUCCAAAUCCUCUGCUGUGGAUGCCCCCACCCACGCGUAUCCCCCUGGCUGGGGAACGCAGUGGCCAUAAGAACCUUGCCCUGGAGGGGCUGCGGGACUGGUACAUCCGGAACUCAGGCCUGGCUGCGGGGCCCCAGCGCCGGCCUGUGCUUCCUCACGUGGGCCCGCCACACCCACCCUUCCUCCAGGCCCGCUGCUAUGAGGUGGGCCAGGCGCUGUACGGGGCCCCCAGCCAGGCGCCACUCCCACACUCGAGGAGUUUCACGGCGCCCCCUGUCUCUGGCAGAUACUACGCGGACUUCCUGUACCCCCCGGAGCUGAGCGCUCGCUUAAGUGACCUGACGCUAGAGGGGGAACAGUCCUCCAGUUCUGACCCCCAGACCCCGGGGACAUUGGUCUGACCCCUUCUAAUAUCCCCCUUGUUGGUCUGGGCAUGACUCCAGUCUGGGGAGCACACAGCUGAUCUCGCUGAACCCUGGGGUGUGGUUGUUCUCAGUCCUGGGGGCACCAACCUGAUCUUCCAAGGCCGCUGGUUCCCCUAGGGCCCAGGAAGGUGUCUGAAACCUUGCUUCUCCUCUCACACUGUGCUGGGGACUGGGGGGCCUCAGUCAGCUUAAAAGGGGGGAUGAUGUCAUGGGGACUCCAAGCCCCUUCCUCCAUUUCUGUUUACAGUUGUGGUUUAGGUAUUCACUGUCUUCCCCAACACGAGGCAUUUUAUAAAAGGGAAACCGUGGUCUCCUUCUGGUUGGGUUCAUUCCUGUCCCCAUGCUGAGUCUGUUCCAAACAGGAACCCCCUCCACAAAGUGGACCAUAGAGGGUCUCAGUGCCCUGCUUGGGGCAGCCAGGAGACUGGUUUGAACAGAACUCCCUGACACCCCCCACCAGGGCAGUUCUUGGGGAGGUGGGCUCUCUGCCCACAUUUGGAAGGACUGAAGUCCGGGUGGGGUGCCUGAAGGAGCCUGUCCCUGUCUGUGCCUGCAGCCUCUGCCCUGACCAUCCCCAAUCAGAGGCCCGGCAGGAGGGGCACAGGGCAGAGUCUUUGGAUGUGUUGUGUCCUGGGAUGCUGUGGAGGUUGAACCUGGCAUCUGGUAGAUGCCAGUAAAAUCCUCAGGUGACAUCUGGCCAUGGUCCACAGGCCACGUCACGUCUUCCUUGGCUUUCUGUCCAUUUACUUUUUAAACAAAUCCACCCAAGCUGUUUUCUAUACCUGUCUUUCUGGAGCUGGGGGUUCUCCUACCCCCUUUACCCGGUGUUAAACUCUUCUUUUUGUACCAAUGGAUCUGGGCCCAAGACACUACCCAUACUGG